Messenger RNA from Poecilia latipinna (sailfin molly), 2314 nucleotides. RefSeq lists its product as uncharacterized. The transcript is spliced from 2 exons. The coding region runs from base 489 to 1559 and encodes 356 amino acids. NCBI's taxonomy places the organism in Eukaryota, Metazoa, Chordata, Actinopteri, Cyprinodontiformes, Poeciliidae. The record is from RefSeq and is a predicted model, not a curated record.
UUUAAACCAGUCUGAUCUCUCCUGAUUAGUGGAUAAAUAGUCGAUAUUUGGCUAUUUAACUUCUGUUAUAUCCUCCUUUUUUACAUUAAAUGUGUAAAUGCAUGAUGUUUACAAGUAGCUGAGCUUCUGUUCACAGAGCUGGUUGCUUGUUUCUCAACAUCUGGCAACGCACAGAAACGCUUGGUCGGCUAAAAAUACCCUCAACUUUUUGUCACUUGUGGACCGGGUUUCCUGAGUCUCUGCAGAAACUCUCUGAAGGCAAAGCCUGCUCUUGUGUCUGGAUGGGGCAGGCAGUGUGUUUCUGAUUUUACAGCCCUCAGCUGUGAUGAUGGCAAACCAAAGGGAGGGGAAGUUUAGGUCACAUGGUGCCGAAGUCAUUCUGAAAGUAUGCUAGCGGGGGAACUGCCCACAGACGGGGCCAUGCCACCAGCAUCAUCUGCAGAGCUAAACGCCGUUUUCUAGCAGGCGAGAAGACGAGGAGCGAAAACAUGUCUGACCCGACCACCGACUCCUACCCGACCAGCCCCACCUUUAACACCACCUUCAUCCCCACCUUCAGCUCCACCGCCGCCCUCACCUCCAGCUCAGGGACCACCAACACCUACGUCCAUGACGUCCAUGACAUCACGGCCGCCGAUGGCCUGACCUCCAGAACCAACCAGGUCUACAGCGCCGUGGCCCUGCUGGGUUUCUGCGCCGGUUUCUUCGUCGUCUUCAGCUUCGUCCAGACCUUCCGGGCCCAGCGGCGGCUGGCCUGGCUCGACUGCCUCCUCUGGGUCUUCUGCGGCCUCCAGCUGCUGCUGCUGCUCCUGUCGCUCCACAUCGUGGCGCACCGACCCAAAUACAUGCCGAACUCACUGCUGGGCUGCGCCGCGCUCUCCUUCGGCGUCAACGCCACGUCUCUCUGCGGCGUUCUGGUCUUGGUGCUGAUGGCGUUCGUCCUCACCCUGGACCCGCCGUCCAACGCGCCGCUGCGGAAGCCGACGGUCUGCGCGGCACUGGUGCUGCUGUCCUCGGUGGCGGUGAGCCUGCUGCUGGCAGGGCUUCGGGGCCUGCCGCCGGGGCAGGACUGCAUCAUGGAUCCGGCCCCGGCCGGGAUCGCGUACGCAGCGGCGAAGCUUUCUCUGGUGGUCCUGGUUCCCUACACCCUGCAGGUUGGACUUCUGGUCAGCGGCUGCGUCCGGCAGUGGCGAUCGAAAGGCCGCUUCCUGUCGGGCUCGGAGGAAGGUCCGGUCUUUCUGACCGUCACGGUGCUGGUCUUCCUCUGCCAGCUGUUCCACUGCGCGGUGCUGCUACGGGCGGCCGGGCUUGUCCAGAACGGCCAGGAGAGGCGCCUGGACCGGGCCUUUCUGACCGUAGCGGAGUGCGUCCUGUUCUCCGGCAGCAGUGGCAGCAUGGUGCUGGUGCUGCUGCUGCACCGGCCGAGCCGGGAGAGCCUGCAGGGGGCGCUGCGGCAGCUGCGGGACUGCUGCCGGCGGCCCGGCCGCGCUCAGCCCAACAGGAACAUCAUAGCGCCGCACAUCGAGAUCACAGACACGCUGCAGGACAUGGAGUCAUAGGCUGCCAUCUUUUUAAAUCUGUUUCUGCAAACUGCAAGCGCAGAAGAAGAACACUGACGUCACAACGGCGCUCUGUUUACAGAAGUAAUCAUGGCCGCCGCCGAUUUUAAAGGGAACUAUGAUGCAAACUUCAUGUUUUCCAUGUUUUUAUGCUUCCAUUUGGGCCUCAACAAGGUCAUGACAGACUUUACUGUACAUUUCUACCCCAACAAACAUCCAUAGUUUAGUUUUCUGUUGUUCCAUCUGUACUGAAAUAUUUGCACUGGAAACUAGACCAAAUAUACUUUAUUUGUGUUUUUGGAGUGAAGAUUUAAAAUCCACUUCAACAUAAGAAAGAGACAAAGGGAUCAAAUUUAAAUAUAUGGAAGUAAAAAACAAACAAACAAACAAACAAAACAAACUGAUUUUUGGUGACAUUUUCCCGCUGUGUGAACGCAGCCUGAGAUGAAACGUCUUUGGUUCAGAAAGAACAGACCUCAGGUUCCUAUUUUUAAACAAGCUAACUUUAGCUGUUAGUAACUUUAGUUGGGCUGUUUUCUCUGGCAGCAACAUGUGGGGGAGGGGCUGUAAAGGCUGUAAGUGGUGGGAAAGCUGCUACCUUGAAUCUACAAACUGAUCCAAGCAGAAUCAGAACUGGCAUCCGACAGAUUAAAACUCUGUGGACGUUUCCUUUCACUUUCUAAGCGUCCAUUUUUAUUUUCAUUUCAUGAAAGAUUGAAAAAUCUGAAACCAAAGAUGUUUUCUGCUGUUUAAAA